GGCGGCGCCGACAGCGAGUCCUGUUCAACAUGAACAGGAACUGCUGUUGGGCAUUGUGCCCAUUCUUUCCGUACCCAUUUCGGGCGUCCAGACAGGCCGACCUGGACCUGCUUCUUCAAGUUCUCGGGGCCUGCGUGCCAGGAGUAGCCCUGACGGAGGCGGCCCUGCCCCGCGGGAUCGGGGGAGCGCCUCGCGCACCUUCGAGGGCGGACGCGCGGGCCGCGCCCGUGCAGGCGGGCCCUGGGGAACCUCCGCGCCCUCGCUCGUGGCCCCCGCGGAGCCCUCGGCCUGCGGGGCCGGCGCCGCCGCCGCCGCGCGCUUGGCGGCGGUGUCGCCCCGCUCGGCCUUGCCCUCGGCCUCCUCCUCGAAGUACUGCUGCCACGUCGUGCGGAAGACCAUGCGCGACUGGAUGGUGAUGGCAAGGAGCGUGCAUGUGAGCGUCAUGCUUAUGACCACGCUAGGGAGCACGCGAUUGAGGAAUACGCCGAUAUGUAGGUGCCGCCCAACGAAGCCGGUAUGACGAGCCGGCAGAUAUUGAAAUCGACGAGGCUCGCCUUCUUCUGGUCCUCCGUGCUGAACGACUUGCGGAGGUUCAGGAAGAGCGAGGCUAUGGACCCAGUGAAAACAAUACCCUUGGAGAGUGGGACUGCGUCGGAUAUGUCGAGGCCGCCCGCGACCAUCAAGACGGUCACGUAGACGCCGCCGCCGCCGAUGCCGCCAGCCGAGCAGAGGAUCCCGGCGAGGAAGAGGAGAGCGUGACCGCGCACACCCACACAUGAGGGCCCCGCAGCUGGAAGCCCUCGAAGUGCCACAUCGGGUGAGGGGUCUUCGGCGGGGGGCCUCGGAGUCGUGGAACUGGAACUCCAGAACCCUCGGCUUCUGUGGGGCCUGCGGCGGGAACUGGCGGCCGCGGACCUCGUCGCUGGCGCGGGCCGCCUCGGGCUCAGCGGAUCGCAGGCCUGUAGACGACUCCGAGGUGAAGAGCCGUGCGCUGAUGCCCUCUGCCCGCAGGGGGGCAAGCGCAACAACGGCCAGGCUGCACAACGACCACAUUCUCAUGGGUGAGCAGCUUCGGCACAGCCGCGUACUGCUCAAGACUGAAUACUUAUUCAAGAUGAUAAACGGCAAUAAGAUAAUCGACUAUAUUCCCAUGGAGGGUCAGCCAAGCAGGGCCGGCUGGUGAGUCGAAUAUGCAUGCGGUCGUGAGUGGAAAUAAGAAUCUCGAG
This is a messenger RNA of Prorocentrum cordatum, 1226 nucleotides long. The record is from the annotation of a GenBank genome assembly. Lineage: Eukaryota; Dinophyceae; Prorocentrales; Prorocentraceae.